UUCAGGGAUCUUCUUACAUUCAUAUUUGCAAACUCAUCUAAGACGCCCGUACCAAAUUCGCAACCUGGGGCGUGCAAUUCCCGUUGCAACUUAGACACUCGCUCACAGCAACGGGGUGGAGACGCGAGAGUUGGUCGACCCCAACAGCUACCUCGAUGCUCCCCUAGCAAUCUCAUGUAUUUAUUUUGAUUUCUGUGGGGCUUGCUCGCGGUGGCCAAAGGUAUUCAGCCUUUCACGCCGCAAACGGUGGAGUCGUUGGAAAGGGGCGCAGCUACUUUGUUUGGUGGGCAUUUUUUAAGUUGACUGGGCGUUCUCGUCUCCUUCGUCGAAGCAGGUUCUCGUGAGGGGAACUGUGGCAGGCGGCACCUGCUUCCGCUUCUCACAGAACCCGCGGAGAGAAGCCUCUCAAGAGUGUAUGAGCAAGGAGAGUUUCCAUAACCCUGGCCUCGCCUAUGUUUAUGAAGAUCUGCACUCAAGAACUGCCUGCAUCCAGUGUCAGUACCAGCAAAACAUCGACUACUCAUUGUGCCGACCCGGCGGCUCAAAUAUUCAGAGUAUUUACCUAUUCGGGCCCGAUUCCGACAUUUUAUUGAGUAUCCACUGCCAAGUUUUGACGCAUUGCGGCUGGAUCUCCUAUGCCGUAGAAACUGAACAGUUUUCGUCACCCAUUCCAGCCGUAUGAUUCUGCAGGGCUAUGUGGAAGUGUAUGACGUCCACCUCAAUCCUACGAGGCGAGUGUUGUGAAAACGGUGCCAGACGGCUCCGUCGCCUGCAUCUGUUUAUUUGAAUCAUCGCGUGUUGUAAUAGCUGGUCCUUGCAGCGAAGCUCCUCCAAGUUAUUGUUCUGAGGACACGCGGAAGAGCGAGUUGAACUAGUCGUGUUGCUUCAGGUGAAAAGCGCACGCGAGUCACCAGCGCGAGUGUACCAUCAACGUAAGACCACGGAGUCUUUUUUAUUUCGGCCGCAGCCGGGUGAGCUACAGGCUGGCCGUGAAAUCCUCUGACGAUAUUGCGAACGUCAGGAGAGAACGAAGGCUUGAUUAGCAUACACGGGCCGGAAACGGUUCCCCGCCCUGAGAUCCAAGCAACAGUGACUAACAGACCCAUUCGUGUAUGUCCACCUUGAUUAAUUCUAGUGGGCAAUUUUGUUGCAUGUGUGGAACAGGGGUGGGUCAUGGGCAAACCCCGUAUCCGUUCCCAGUUUUAUACCCUUUACUUGAACAAAUCCGUUUUUUUUGUCUGAGGCUGGCCUUUCCACUCCCCUCAGGCUCCGCAUCGAAUGCGUUGUCGCAUGCGUCACGGGCUAUUUCGUUUCUGUGAAUAAGCGAUACGCCCGAGAUUGUUUACCCAGAGAACCGGAGUGCUUGCAAGCAGCUGUCGGGUUCUGGCUCAGAGUCAUUUUUUCCGCAGUUUGCGUGUCCCGGCCGUCGGUAAGCCGCGCAGUCUGUGUAUGUUUACGUAGAUGGCAAGGUGCUGUGUGUCAGCGUGGUACUCCAAGGGAUAAAAGCAGAUUUCGAAGGUUCCCAAGCGGCUUCUGUAACAGAACCGUAUCGUGCAAGGAAUCUGCCCCUGAGGCACUGAUUACAGAGACGUCUUUGCGGUGAGCACAGACUCUGUCUAGAUUUUUGGCGUGUCGCAAUGGACAACAUCGGUGGGUACGUUGCACGAAAUUGCAACUUCAGCCGAUUAAACGGCGCCCUGUCUGACCUCUUCCAUGAUACGAAAUCCUCAGUUAGUUCGACGGACGGGAAUCAUCCAGCGUGCGCGCCGUCGGCUGGUCGAGGCCAGCGCCGCCACGAGCCCCUCGAAAUGCGCCCCUUUUGUCAAGGACAAACUGACGAAGACGAUCGGACGGAAUCGAUCAUCGCUGGUCCCCGCGACUACGUAGCAGAGGACAUGUCGCCUGUGAGAGAAAGCGACGAUCCGGAGAUCGUUCCUGGAUCCGCGUUUCUGCCGUUUUUGGAUGCCUUGCCUCUUGGUCGCAUCGUUAGACAAGCGGCCUCGAGUAGGACAGACUCGUUACAAGGAUCGCAGCUUCACGGGGAGAAGAGUCUGUUUCGAGUGUCUAGAUAUGGCCACCCGGCGGCUGUGGAGCAAGGGACGCGGGAUCCUAGUGCAGUCAUGUUACUUCGUAUGCUGGCGAACUCUUCGCCUGUCGAGGGUCUAUCGUCAGGUCUGUCGCCGGAUUCCAGCGCAGACCUCGAUGAAUGUUUCGCAGCGAAACCGAAGGCGCUCCAGCCAGAAAUGCUUUUGGCGGAUCCUAGUGGUGUGUCGCCGCGAUGCAGUUCAAACCUGGGGGAUCACGGGCCAGCAAAGACAUUUUGGAGAACCGACGAGGCGUCUCGACCCGAUUUCUACGAAGUAGGCGUGGGCAACGGAGAGAUGCCAGCAUAUUCUGUACAGAGACAUCAAGACAGCUUGCUAACACGUCAGUAUGGAAACCCGUCAAAUAUGGUGCAGGAAAACGGUCCAAACUGCGACAUUCAAGGCAGAAACCCAGCAAGUGGCGCCGACGACACGCGUGUGUUCGAAGCAUUCAUGACCCGUCUUGAAGCAGCAAAUGGGCGGCCAGAAGGUGCCACGACACGCGCCACUUGUGAUGAAUUUGAAGGGUUUGUGACACAUUUCCCUCGAACAAAGAACAUCGUUCCGCUAUCCUUGCCGACGUCGCCCAGGGACCAGCGCAUCCCGCAUCUGGUGCCGCACCGAUUUUCCGACGUUACUCACGACGCGAAUCGAGGCACAUCCACACCCGUGUUCGGACACAGCGAGUCUGAAACAAGCAGCAGCUUCGUGGUUGCGGCAGAGAAAGGCGCAGGCGCUCCGCAUCCCCAUCUUAUGAUUCACAAGGUGGAGUCACCUGUAGCUGAACGGUUGAAGGAACCAAAGGCAUUCGCGACAGGCCUGGUCAAUAUCUCGCCGGGGGAAUUCCCGGGUGUGGAAACUGAGAACCAUGGAACAACUAGCCAUACGAAUGCGGUGUUCGGCAGGCAGCAAAUUUUCCCGGGAUCAGCACCUCUCCAGGUUGCAUUCGCUUCUUCCGGAGUCCAUGGCUCUGUAGGUUGUGACGGCAGCGCUUGCAUUUCCGGAAUGCUGUCGGGGCAGAGGCGUUCGCUGGCAGCUCCAGUGCAGGCAGGGUGCUCUGGGAAGCCACCUGUUCCAUUCGUGAGCAACGAUUCCGCAUUAGCCAGCAGUCACGAGAGUUCAGUGGCUUACAGGUGCCGUUUUCCCCGCGAGGGCUCAAACGUCUCUGUCUCGGUCUUGCAAGCAGCCCACGAGUGCGAGGACGAAAUAGGAAGUCCUUGCAGCGCCGGCGUUUCGGAGAGACCUAGCUCCAGAACGAAUGGACAGCCUGCUUCGGGCGGGGGGAUCCGGCAAAACUGUACCCUCCGGACAAGCGUCCAGUUUUCAGCAGGUGACAGAGACUUUGGUAAUUCAACGAACAUCUUGGCGAACAGCCCAGCUUCGUCCGCGUGUCGGCGCGCUUACGAGGGCUACCAUGGGAUGAACAUGAAUCCCUGCGGAAACUUCAGCCGUAAAGAACAGCACUGCUGCAGUGCAUUGACACCUGACCUUAGAAGCCAAUAUGACAAAUUGAAUUCAGAGAAAGACGUUCCUAUACCGCAGCCUCAAGUGUGCUCUGCGGACUUGGAUCGUCUUCGGCACGACAUCCCUCCCGAUCGAUCACUCACAGAUGAGGUGCGGAAGUUGAACAAAAGAGAGCCAUACAGUGACGGCUUGGCUGAAAAGAGUCCGAAAUCGAUGGAGCAGGCGUCUGUUGUGGCGCGUUUGCCUGGAUAUGCGGAGGACGAAUUCGCUCUGGUAGGGGAUGAGCGUGUCCCAACAGAAGAAAAAAGUGACCCUGUGGCUUACCCCGUCAGCGGCGCGACGACGGAUGCAGGCGGCGCACAGCAUCCAAACGACUGCCGCCCCUGUGCUUUUUUCUGGGGUCAAGGAUGCCAUAAAGGAGCGGCCUGCAGAUUUUGUCACGAAAAUCACGGCCCACGGAAAAAGAAACCUAUGAGAGACCAGAAGAAUCUUAUGAUCAUUGCGCGGCCCGAUGGGAAGCUGGAAUUCAUCCGCUGUAGUUUGCAGGAAGCUCUGAAAGCUUGUAGUCAAGCGAUGUGUGUUCAUAAUGCUGUGUGAAUUCGACGGUCCGUACAGACUCACCAGCGGACGCAGUCAACGCAAGGAAGCAUCUUCGAAUGGGAUGCUGCGAGGUCAUGUACGGGAUAAAUCUGCAAGUCACCACACGGGGUCAUUGCGCUCCGAACGGGCGAUGUAAUAUUCACACAAAGGCAUAGUGCCGUAUCAAAUGGUUUCUUAUAAGCAGCUGCAAGCAUCACGGGAAAUGUCAUAAAAGGCGACAUCUAAAUAUCGCGGCUUUACGACUUGUAAGGCGGCUCGGCACGCUAGCCCGAUGCCACAGUCUCUACUGUUCUUUGCAGGGACAUCUUUUACUUUCGGCCUCACUGACCACGAAGCCGGUGACGUUUGUAGACCGCUGUCUGGGAAGUAGAGUCGGCUCACGAUUCGUCAUCUGGUUCGAUGUAGUAAAAGAAGUGUGUGGUUGAACAGUUUUUAUGUAACAGCGCAGGAGGGUCGUUGAGAGUACUGCGACGUGGCCUCUGUUCAGUAGUUUCACGAUCUGCGACUGUUCUGUUUGCCAUUCGUGCAUAGUUCGUGCUUGCCAAAUCCGUGUUUUUGUCUAGUGAAAUGCGCACACAGAUACUCGUCUUAAUGUUGUUUGCGUAAAAAUCGAGUAGCAGGUCCAUACCGGACGCAAUCCCCCAUGGUGUCGUGCAAGAACUCGAGAGGUGACAGAAUGUACUUGUUCAGAAGCAGUAGGCCACUGUUCACCUCCUACAGGGCAUUUUAUUGGUUGCUACGCCUAUUUCAUCUUUAAUGAAACUCUGUUUGUGCGUUGAAGUAGUGUGGUCAAACGUGCACCCCGGAGACAGUUUCGUACGGGAAAACGCGGACUGUCUAGCGCAGUUGAAUCGCCUUCAUCGUGCAGAGGAGAGCCCGGCCGCAGCGUUAGCGACCUGGUGCCAACAUGCUGGUGAAAUGCGAUUCCUGAAUUGUUUUCCGUUGCUUCAAAGGCUUCGCACCCACGAAAGAGGCAUGGAAACACGCAAAGAGGGAUGCGAUGCUCCGGCAGAGACAUGUCUCUGUCGGACCCGUAGCAAUUCAUGUAGUGCAAGGUCUUUUGAUUUCUGUCAGCGGAAUAACAUUGUAAGACAGUUGUACAUCACCGUCCCACUGGCUGCUCUGGGCACCUAAAAGAAUCGG
This is a messenger RNA of Toxoplasma gondii ME49, 5291 nucleotides long. RefSeq lists its product as hypothetical. Lineage: Eukaryota; Apicomplexa; Conoidasida; Eucoccidiorida; Sarcocystidae. The coding region runs from base 1638 to 4145 and encodes 835 amino acids. Gene Ontology annotation, molecular function: metal ion binding. The transcript has a single exon. The record is from RefSeq and is a predicted model, not a curated record.